Neoarthrinium moseri is the source of this 774-nucleotide messenger RNA. RefSeq lists its product as uncharacterized. The record is from RefSeq and is a predicted model, not a curated record. NCBI's taxonomy places the organism in Eukaryota, Fungi, Ascomycota, Sordariomycetes, Amphisphaeriales, Apiosporaceae. The coding region runs from base 1 to 774 and encodes 257 amino acids. The transcript has 3 exons.
AUGGCCUGCCGCGCCCGCCUGAAGCCACGUGGUGCGGCGUUCCCCUGGCCGGUCACGGCCCUGCCGCGCCCCGGCGCAACUCCGUCGUACCUCGGACCUCACAGCUGCUUUCAUCGGCGCAGGCUGGCAACGUCUUCUGCCGCCCCCGAGGCGCCUCCCGCCAGGUGGCAUGCCGACUUGAAAACGAGGCUAGGGAAAUGCAUCAUCUUCGGAUGCACUCCGCCGCAGGUGCAACGAGCCGCGGGCGUGCUGCGUGCCGUGGCCCAAGAAUGGCGCACCUUGACUGCGGGUAGUGAGGGUUUCCUUACCGGCGGUCUAAGAGGUCUGGAAGACCAGGCCGUUGUCUGGGGUGAAAUGGAUAGUUUCCAACACGUCAACAAUGCGACCUAUAUCCGGUAUGCGGAGUCAGCUCGUGUGAACUGGAUCACACAUUUCGCCUCUGUUGACCCGUCUCACGGAUCCGAAUGGAGGAAACUCAUGACGCCUCGCGCCACGGGCCUCAUCCUGAAGAGCAUCAAGGCCGAUUACAAAUUUCACCGGCGCAUUGCCGCCCGCACGGAGGAAGACAUUGUGAUUUACGACUACAAGGCGGCUAGCAAGACGACGAUGCCGCCUUUUGUACUGGGGGUGUUCCAGGACACCUGGCAACGACAGGUAGACGAGAUGGCAAGAGCGAGGCAAAGAAUUUGGCAGUUGGUUGGGGAGGUCGAGUCGUUAGAAAAAGAAACAUGGAACCGCGAGGAUGCGGUUGAAGACUUGGGUGCUGCAGCAUAG